Lates calcarifer (barramundi perch) is the source of this 865-nucleotide messenger RNA. RefSeq names its product linkage group 2 C15orf48 homolog (gene coxfa4l3). The transcript has 5 exons. Bases 169 to 426 code for a protein of 85 amino acids. Lineage: Eukaryota; Metazoa; Chordata; Actinopteri; Centropomidae. The record is from RefSeq and is a predicted model, not a curated record.
GUAUUGAACCUCACUGGUGCAUUUCAGUGUAGGAAGCUCUGUCUGUCUACGUGCCUUUCACCUCGUACUACCCCUCAUCCUGCCUACAUCAGCCGGGCUCACAGGAUGCUGCGCUGAGAGACGUCAAGGACUUCUUUGCAACAACAGGUAUUUGAGAAAGCUGAAAAAAUGAGUGGAUUUUUCCAGCUGUUGAGAAAGAGAAAGGAGCUGAUCCCUCUGGUCGGGUUCAUGGCUUUUGCUGCAACAGGAGCUACCUCUGCUGCGAUCUACUUUCUAUUUACUAAACCUGAUGUAAUUUUGAAUAAGACCAGAAACCCAGAACCAUGGGAGAGAAUAGACCCAACAAAACCCCAAAAGCUCAUCACCAUAAAUCAGCAGUGGAAACCAGUGGAGGAGCUGGAGCUGGUGAGGAAGCUCACCAAGUAAAGAAAAGGCGGGCAUCUGCUAGAAAGGUCCACAGUCUGACUACCUGUCUGCCCCCCCAUCAGUCUAACAGAAUCCUUUCUGCACAAACUAGGACGCUUUGACACUCAGUGUGCGGAAAUGCUUCUGCUCCACUGGUGGGGUUUCACCCUGCUAAGCCCAAGGACGCCCAUCCACAGCAGUAGAAACCGGUGGUAACAGAUAUAACUCAUACUGUCAUGAAGUCAAGGUGAAAAAAGACUUAGUCUGGAUUUGUGUGCGUAGAUUUAUAUUGAAUAAACUGCAUUAAUGUGACAGGGCAGUUGGUAGUCACUGCAACCCAGAUACUCUUACGAUAGAUGUGAAUGUACGAUUAUGUCUGAUGUCUGAAUAUGAAGACACAAAAUGUAAACUGAGUAAAUAAUGUACUGUACAGUGUCAAUAAAUUAUUAUUGUGAUCAGA